ACAUUUUCACGAAUCUGUCUCAUACUGUGUCGACAUCAUUUUUGUUAGCUGCAGAUAAAGUAGUUAAAAAUGGUCACCACAAAGUUGAAGGCAAAGCUCUGAGUGUUUCUCUCUAUGUGCCGCCUGUACCUCCGCCAUCUUAUGAGAACAAGAUUCUGAUAAAAGGGUUAAAACCAACCACAACCCAGGACUGUUUGUUCAACUUCAUAGAGGCAAAAACAGGAUAUAACCCAGAGACCAUGGACUGCCAUGCAGAGCAAGAAGAUAUAGUCAUGGUUACUUUUACAGACAAUCCAGAUUUCCAGGAACUUGAGAAAGUAUUCAGAGAAACUAAAUUGGAAGGAGCCAUACUGAAGGUUUGUCCUGUACCAAUUUCAAACUGUUUAAUUGUCGCUAACCUUGCCUCUGAUGUUACCGAAGACACUGUUAGCUUCUACUUUGAAAAUAAAAGAAAAAGUGGUGGAGGACAAGUUGACAAGGUGGUGAUGAAUGAGGAUGAUACAUGCCUUGUAUAUUUUGCGGACCACACAAUUAUUGACAGAGUGAUUAAUAGGAAACACGUGUUGAGUAAAACACAGUUAGAUUUGAAAGGAUACCAGGAAUGUCUAGGACGCCCUGAAGGAGAAGAAGUCGAAAGGAAACUAAAUGUACCUUAUCCACUGAAGAUGAAAGAUGUAUGUCCUCACAAAUUGAAAUUGCUUAACAAAUCUAAACUUCAUCGAGAAGCUCUUGAGAAACAAAUGUUGAGUGGCCAUGCGAGUGUGGUAUUGCCUACAGAUGGCGGGGACGUUACGUUUGAGUGUACUUUAACAAAAGAUGUGCAUGACUGUUUUAAACUUGUUAAAACUUGGAAAAAGGAGACAGAGGAAAGGUUUGACCACUUCAUGAACGCAAUCACUGUCUGUCAGAUAAGUGUUUUGCAAGACAUUUGGGACAAGGUAAUGGAACAAUUGAAGUCCGUGUCAGUUACCAGUCCAGACGCUGUUGCAGUGUUUCCAGAUAGGAAUGGCGGCUUGGUAACAGUUGUUGGAAACAGACAACCUGCCGAAAGUCUUGCAAAGAACAUACGUGAGAUUUUACAGAAAGUAAUAGAAGAAGCUGAAGUGGAACGACAGAAGGUUACGGAGAUUUAUAGGAGUUUAAAACCUAUUGAAGCAAGAAUGCUUCUUAUGGGCAAAUUUCCUACUCAGAUGGAAGAAAUAUUUCCGGGAAUAAAAGUAAAAAUCAAUCACACUAAACAUGAAAUAGUGUUUGAAGGGUCCCGAAGAAAUGUAAGUGAUGCUAAAUUAAAAAUGCAUGAAAUUAAGAGCGAUUUUGCACAAAAGUCUAUAGAAAACAUAUCAACACUUUCCGCUGGACUUUUUAAAGCUACACAGACAAAGGACUAUAUUGUGAAAAAAAUGAAAGAUAAGUCGGUGACAGGAGUAUGGGAAAUACACGGACAAACACUGAUAAUAUUCAGUUCAUCAGAAAAAACAAUUAAUCACUGUGUUAGUAUCAUCCACCAGUCAGUAAUUGAAACUAACAUAGGGUUAACAAAAGCAUCUGCGUCUGUUGUGAAUUCAGAGGCCUGGCAAUAUAAGGUAAAAGAAUGGCACUCUCUGUAUGCUGGAAAGGCACACAUUGCUGUUGAUGAUUUUAUGGCUAAGGUUGCGAUUUGUUCUACAGAUGAUGUAGCAAACGAACUUUUACUUUCUGUGAAGAAAUUUUUGCGUUGCAAUACAGUAUUGGAAGAAAACGUUUUAUGUACCAAAGGUUUACAAAGACUGAUAGAAAAGAAUCACAAAAAUGAAAUCAGCGAAAUUUGCAAAACUUUACAGAGUUACCAUGUAAAGAUAACCACAGAGGAACAUAGUGGAUAUAAAAUAUGCGGCACUGAAGACGGAAUGACAAAGUCAAAGGAAGCACUGCGUGUAUUAUUUGACAAAAUAAAGAGAAAAGAUCACACAGUAGUUAAACCAGGUUUAGCUGAAUAUAUGAAAACUUCAAGAGGAAAGGACAGUUUAGAUACCAUAGAAAGCAUCAUGCCUUGUGUAAUAUCGAUCAAAGACGAAUUGGGCGAAGAGCAGAUGUCCAGUAAUCUGUAUGAUAUUGACCCUGCAAGCAAUGGGAAAAAAAAUAGGAAGAUAAAAGUGAAAGCUAUAUGUAAAGCGUAUAGAAACAAGAUUGUGCACACAGCUAUUGGUGACAUGACUGAAAUGACAGCGCAAGUUCUCGUUAAUGCUGCUGAUAAAACAUUAAGUCUCAGUAGGGGACUUGGAAAGGCUAUGGUUUUGAAAGGUGGAGGGGAAAUAGAAAAGGCAUGUCAAGAGUACAUCCAGGCAGAGGGGAAACUUUAUGAAGAUGAAGCAUUUAUUUGCACUGCUGGAAACCUGUAUGCAGAUUACAUUGUUCAUGUAUUAGAACCGGCUUGGAAAGGUGGACGUAACAAUGAGAAAAAAGUGUUGAAGGAGACUGUUUUGAAUUGUAUGCAUCAAGCAUCUACAUAUCGUGCCACAUCAAUGGCUAUACCAGCAAUUGGCUGCGGUCAACAUGGGUACCCAGUAAAACAUGCUACAUCAACAAUAGUACAAGCCAUUAGUAAAUUCUUUCGAGAAAAUCACGAGAGUCAGCUUACAGACAUUUAUUUGUGUGAUGUGAAAUCUGACACAGUCGACUUUUUCAAUGAAGCCUUAAAAGAGGAAUUUGGUAAUAUACAUAUUCAGGCGGAGUCUGAGGACGAAGAUUAUGAAACUGUUUCAGACAGAUCUCAGGAGUCAAAUUACCAGUGUGCACCACCUGUGCCCAAAGCAAGACCGCCAAAAAGAAAACCAGGGUCUGACAGUUAUCUAGUAAACAUUGGGAAUAUUUCCAUUAUAUUGAAAAAGGAGGAAAUUGCAAAAGAAAAAGUUGAUGUGAUUGUGAACACAACAGCAAAGAAUCUUGACUUGAAAAAUGGAGCAGUAUCAUCAUCAUUAUUAAAAUUUGGUGGACAGAACUUACAGAUGGAAGUUUCAACAAACUACCCAGAUGGUAUAAACUUCGGAGAAAUAGCCGUUUCAGCUGGACAUACGUUGAAAUGUUUGCAAGUGUUUCAUACAACACUGUCAAAUUACGAUGCAAAUAACGCUACUGCGUGUUGUGAUGCAAUACACAAGUUAGUGACCAACUGUUUAGCUGAAGCACAGAGACAGAAUCAAACAAGUAUAGCUUUUCCAGCAAUUGGUACAGGGAAUCUGGGGUUUCCCAAAGAUGUAGUGGCAAGAGAAAUGUUUAAAGCAGUCUCAAAAUUCAGCGCAGCAAAUCCUAAUUCUUCUGUCAAAGACGUUAGGUUUAUUGUUUACCAAAAGGACUGGACAACAAUUAAGGCGUUUGAGGCUGAACAAGCACGAUGGUCCUCGGGAGAAUACAAAAGUGCUCGACAAUCCAGAAAAUUAGAUCCAAUUUAUGAACGACUUCAGAGUAGGAAGACUGAUUCAGGAGCAGACAGUGAGCACGAAUAUGACUUUUUACCAGAUAGUGGAGAAAGUGCCUAUGUAAACCUGAAAGUGACUGUGAAACAAGGGGACAUUACUAAAGAGGAUUCAGACUGUAUUGUCAACAGCUCUAAUGACACGCUUGACUUAAAUAGAGGGGCUGUGUCUAAAGCCCUUUUAAAGAGAGGAGGAGCUGCUCUUGCAAGUGAAAUCCAGAGCAAAAGAGAUACUAUGAGAAAGAAACAUUUGGUAUGGACAUCAGCUCAUGGGAUUCCAUGUAAACACAUCGUUCAUGUAGUUGCGCAGGACAACAAUAAAGGAUGGAAGUCAAUCAUUGAGAGAUGUCUCCAUGAAGCAGAGAAAAAAAAGCUGAAAAGUAUUGCCUUUCCAGCACUUGGAACAGGCUUCCAGUCUGACCCCAAAGAAAUGGCUGAUGUUAUGACAUGCGCCUUCGUAGACUUUGACAAGACUAAACCAGCAUUCUUGAAAGAAGUGCGUAUUGUAGUUUUUCAACAAGGUAUGGUGCAGGAUUUCAAGAGAGUUCUUUUGACAGAUGCAAAACAAGGUUCUGGAAUUUUGAACGCAAUCUACAACGGUAUGAAAGGAUUAUUUGGUGGUGGCAAGGACAGUUCAUAUGCAGAGGCCAGUAUAGGCACAAAGAAAAAACCACAAAAUCGCGAUUCUGUUACAUUUGAGAUAUUGUCAAUGAAUAACAAUGUGAUUCAAGAAGCCAUUAAAAGACUGGAAGGAUGUUUGGAAAGAGAGAUUCACAAGAAGGAAUUUAAGGAGAGCAUUAUCAGCCGCAUGGAUCCAAACUAUAUAGCAGAAAUAGAAGCCAUUGCAAAAGAAAGCAAUGUCCAAAUAAACACUGAUGUGACAUCAGGGAAGAUACAGAUAACUGGCUUAGCUGAAAACUUGAUGAAUGCCUCAGACAAGAUCCAUGGAAUCAUGCGUGAUGCUGCUACACAGGAAAAGCAAAGAGAAACCGCAGAAAUUAUGAGCUGUUUAGUGCAGUGGUUCUACAUAGAAAUAACGGAGGAAUGUGGACAAAAACUGGUGGAAUAUGACAAAACACUUAACUUCAAGAUAGAAAAUGCGUUUAAGCUGCAAGAACCUACAUAUUCUUUUGUUGCUGAUGAUAAGAGGAAAUACAUCCUUGACUUCAAGAAGAUGGAAGAGUAUGCAGCAGAUAACAUUGAAGAUACUGUUAAUGUUAUAAGGAGAGAUCUGCUUAAAGAAGGUGCAAGUGAUACGCCCGCGUCUUGGGGAGAAUUUAAAGGAAACCUUAAAGUGGUGAACUUACCAAACACAGAUCCCGAAUACCAGGAUAUUUAUCAGAAGUUCCAGGCAACUGCUGUUAGUCAAAUCAGUCAGAUUCACCGAGUUCAGAAUAAAACAUUAUGGAAUCAGUACAAUACUAAGAAGAAACAACUGGAAGGUCAAAAUCCGCCAAACACGCAAAAUGAGAAUUUUCUAUGGCAUGGUACAGCAGAAGAAGCAGUAGACAGUAUUAAUGCUCAUGGAUUUAACAGGAGCUAUUGCGGCAAGAAUGCGACUGCUUAUGGAAAUGGAGUAUAUUUUGCUGUUCAAGCUGCCUAUUCUUGUGGUGACACAUACUCAAGGCCAGAUAGUAGUGGAAUGAAACGAAUGUACUACUGUCGUGUACUGACAGGUGAAUAUACGACAGGUCAAAGUGGAAUGAGGGUGCCGCCUGCAAAACCGUCAGGUGGGAGUAACGCCAUUUAUGACUCUGUCGUGGAUAAUGUGAAUACACCAGGGAUGUACAUCAUCUUCAACGAUACCCAGGCUUAUCCUGAAUAUCUGGUUACAUUUUCCCCUUAAUAUUUAAAUCACAUAUAUGUGUAUUAAGGAGUGAAAGGAUUCUAUUUUACUAGCCAUAGAAUAAAAAGAGGUCUUUAAGUAAAUGGUUUACAGUAUAAACAAGCUGCUCUAUUGCUUUAUAGGAUAAAUAUAAGAAUAUAACAAUAUUACAUGAGUGUGAAAAAAUGUUGAUGUACCAGUGAUUCUAAAUAUUUUUUCUACUGUUAUUUGUGAAUGUUUUAUGAUAAUAUUAUUUAUUGUGUGUUUAAAAGGACGUAUGUUAAUGGAUGGUACCUAGAGUAAAAUUACAUUUGGUAUUUUUUUCUUUUGAAAACUUGAUGAUGGAAUACCUCAACACUAUAAUGAUUUAGCUUCAUUACUUCAUUUUUAUACGAAAUUGCAAUAUUUAAUCCGAAAUAUUUUGUUUUACUUGGAAAAAUUAUGCCAGUGAGCGGUAUCUCUAAAGGAACAUUUAUAUAUCUGGAAAAAAAUAUUUAUAUCCAGAAUGUCUUCUACAUGUUUUGGUUAUGAUUCAGACAAAAAGAACUAAACGCCGUUUAGAGGUCAAAGGUCAACAGGGAUUUUUUCCUGUCCGGUCCAUAACUCUGCCAUCCAUGAAGGGAUUAUAAUAUUACUUGGCACAAAUGUACCUCAUAAUAAUACGAUGUGUCAUGCACAACUUUCAGACCCCUACCUCAAAGGUCAUGGUCACACUUGGCAGUCAAAUUUUAACAUGGCAUGAACAGGGUCUGUUUCCUGUCCGGUCCAUAACUCUGUCAUCCUUUAAGGGAUUUCAAUAUUACUUGGUACAAAUGUUCCCCAUGAUGAGACGACGUGUCAUGCGCAAAGUUUGGACCCCAAGCUGAAAGGUCAAGGUCACAAUUUGAGGUCAAAGGUCAAUAGGUUUUUUUUCCUGUCCGGUCUAUAACUCUGUCAUCCAUGAAGGGAUUUUGAUAUUACUUGGCACAAAUGUACCUCAUAAUAAGUCGAUGUGUCAUGCAUAACUUUUAGACCCCUACCUCAAAGGUCAAGGUCACACUUGGCAGUCAAAUAUUAACAUGGCGUGAACAAGGUCUGUUUCGUGUCUGGUCCAUAACUCUGCCAUCCAUGAAGGUAUUUUAAUAUUAUUUGGCACAAAUGUUCCCCAUGAUGAGAUGACGUGUCAUGCGCAAAACCCUGACCCCUAGCUCAAAGGUCAAGGUCACAAUUUGAGGUCAAAGGUCAGUAGUGUUUAUUCCUGUCCGGUCCAGAACUCUGACAUCCAUCAAGGUAUUUUAAUAUUACUUGGCAUAAAGGUUCCCCAUGAUGAAAUGCCGUGUCCUGCGCAACAUCCAGAACCCUAGCUUAAAGGUCAAGGUCACACUUGGAGAUCAAAGGUUAAUGGGACAUUUUUCCUGUCCGGUGUAUAACUUUGUCAUGCAAAACUGGAUUUGAAUAUUACUUGGCAUAAAUGUUCACCACUAUAAGAGGGAGUGUCAUGCACAAGAACCUGGUCCCUAGGUCGAAGGUCAAGGUCACACACAGAUGCCAAAGGUCAGAUACAAGAAUGACUUUGUCUGGAACACUUCUUCUUGCAUGGAGGGAUUUUGAUGUAAGGUAAAGGUAAAGGUCUUGUUUAUAAUAGUGUCACCCCUAUUGAAAGGGCCAGCCAAUUUGGCUUAUGAGACACCUUUAUAGUGCGUACCAAUUACCUCCCAACUUCUACCACUAUGACAGGCGCCAGGCGGAUAGAAGUCGGUAGCCAUUCAUUUAACUAGCUCGCGGCUCACGAACCGGCCUUUUCGGAACGAGUCCCAUGACAAACAUCCCUUGGACGAACGGUCCCCAUGGGGCUCGAACCUUCGACCUCCCGCUCCCGAGGCGGACGCCUUAACCACUGGGCCACGGUGAGCGGUAACUUGGCAUAAAUGUUCACUAUCAUGAGACAGAUUGUUGUGCGCAAGAACCAGGUCCCUAGGUCUAAGGUCAAGGUCACACUAAGAGGUCAGAUGCCAAGUUCAAGAAUGACUUUGUCCGGAGCAUUUCGUCUUUAUGCAUUGAUGCAUGGAUUUUGAUGUAACUUGGCACAAAUGUUCACCACCAUGAGGCACUCUUGUUUUUUAGAGUCUUUUUCCUUUGUUAUUAAUAUAAAUAGCCUUUAUUGUAACUUAUUACAGGCCGUAGGGAAAAAUCGAGACCAGUUUUCUAUGGUACAACAUGCCUGUUACAUCCAAUUUUUAGGUGUAUUUUGACCUCUACCUGGUAAAGAGUUUUGUGUGGACUUAUAUGGACUUUUUUGCUAUAAAUAACGUUACCUUUUUGAUAAUCGGCCAAAAAUGCUAUAUGAAAACAACUAUAGGGUUUUAUAUAUACAAAUUUUAAUCCAAGUCUUUUGUUUAUAGCAUUCUGUAUAUAUAGUACAAUAUUGUUUAUACAUCAUUGACAGAUAUCAGUUCAUUAUGCUAUACUGCAGUAGAGAAAAUUAGGUGCCUUCCAGUAGGGGACUUUGUAUUGCAUGGCAAUACUUCAUUCACUUGUUUAUUUAUGUACUGUUCGGAGGGCAACGUCAUUACUAUUGAACGUUUUAUACAGAUGCACUUUAUUUCCAUUGUUUACUUAUUUUCAUCAUAUUUUUACCUGUAAUACAGUAACUUUAACUCAAUUGGAGGGAAUUUAAUAUGUCUUUACACCGAGCAGACGAAUCAUAAUCUUUUCUUGAAUAUAUAAAGUAAUUGCUUUUGCCUACUUAUUUGUUUUUUAUAUUUGUAAAAUGUAUGGCUUAAAAUCCAACGAAGGAAAUUUGAAGUAACUUACCAUAACUCUUUUUUUAAUAAAUACAGAAUUAUCUCCUAUAUUAUACUUACGAGUAGUGAUCAAAAUAUUUCAUUAGUAUUAUUUAUUAACGUCAAAACCUUUUUAAACGAGACUUUUGUUGGAGGCAUCAUCCAGGAGCACAAGUUCAAAAAUAUUGGAAAUAUUUAAAUGAAACAGGUACCGUUUAGGGGAUGUACAAUGCAUAAGGACCGUAACUCUAUCAUGUUGACACCCAUUUUUGUACUUACAUUUUCUUUAGAAUUACUGGAGAGAUUCCUUUGAAAAUGUUAUGUAGAAAGAUAUUUAUGUGAGAGAAUGCUGUGCACAAUUACUUUAACUCUCAUGUCCAAUACUUAAGAAGAAAUUUCCCUUUUGUGUUUUUUUUUUCGGAGCAUGACUGUCAUAAACCAGGAAGUAUCAGUGUAACUUGAACUGUAACUGUACAAGCAGAUUAGUACAAGUGCGAUGGAAUAAGAACAAUGACUAUAUUAUGGAGGUUUUUCAAGAUAUCUCCCUUUUUGUGCGUUUUAUUCCUUGCACGAAGUAUUAUAACCCCAAAGGUUUUAAUUAUAUUUCAGAGAAACUUAAAAUAUAGAUAUCUUAGAAUUACAGGGAUUCAAGUGUACGGAACUAUUGGUCUAAUUGGUUAUUUUACUUUUUGGUGCUUAAUGUUUCCUUAUCCAUAGAAUAUCUUUUAAGUAUUGAAGAGUUUUCAUUUAAAAUCUAGUAUAGAUUGAUUCGAAGAUCAAGAACAAAAACUUUAUUUUUGAUAAUUUUAAAUGAUGUUCCCCUUUCAUAUUUUUUUCAUUGUCGCUGUCCGUCGUACAGUACUCAAGUAUGUUCAGAUUAUUUCCUUUUAUACUUUUAUUCCUUGCCGUUGUCCACUACAACUGAAUACUCAUGCUAAUACUUUCAAAUUAUCUUCAUUUUUGUACUUAAGAUUUAUUUCUUGUCGUUAUCCGUCGCAAAUUACUUUAGUACUUCCCUUUUGUACUUUUAUUCCUCGUCGAUGUCCAACAUAAAAAUAAUCAAGUACUGAAGAUAUUUCUAUAAAACCCGCCCUCUUAGCUCAGUAGGGAGAUCGUUGGUCUACGGAUCGCGGGGUCGCGAGUUCGAUCCUCGGGCGGGGUGUAUGUUCUCCGUGACGAUUUGAUAAAAGACACUGUGUCUGAAAUCAUUCAUCCUCCACCUCUGGUUAUUCAUGUGGGGAAGUUUGCAGUUUCUUGCGGAGGACAGGUUUGUACUGGUACAGAAUCCAGGAAAACUGGUUAGGUUAACUGCCCGCCGUUACAUAACUGAAAUACUGCUGAAAAACGGCCUUAAACCCAAAACAAACAAACGAAUAUUUCUAUAAAAUUUAGACUCGCAUAUUUAUGUAUCAGUGAAAUUAAGUACAUAUUCCUGGAAUAGUUUACAAGUUCUCUUCGUUUUGUAACUUUUUUAAAGCACUGAUGAGAAUAUAUAAAGAUUUUCGCCCCAAUAACAGAUGGGAAUGAGAAGACGUGCAUAUAAUGUCAAUAUUUCCAUUAAUUAUUAUUUGUUGCAGUUUUCAAAAUAAUUGCAUCGGACAAUGUGUAUAGUCAUUUCACAAAGUCUUGUUGGGGAUCAUUCAUCAGAUUCACAUUUUUGAGCAAACGAACUACCUUUUUUUAAACUAAAAGAGUGUUAAAGAUUCUUAUCACAAUUAUUUCUAGGGGACAGAUUUUUCUAUAACUUUGCAUAUUUAUAGAUUGAUGUAUAUCAAGUUAAAAUAAAAAAUAAAAAAGAUAGGUACCCGUGCUUCUUUUUUUCAAUAUUCAAUUUUUAUUAAGAACACCAAAUUGGUAUUUUGUCUGAAGAAACAAUACAUACAAUGUCAUAAUAAAACAAGUGCAAACAGUUGUUUACUUAAAAAUUCACUCUGUUGUUACUGUUUUUGCAUCACAAUUAAUGAAACCACUUUAACUAUGCAUAAAAUAU
Messenger RNA from Mercenaria mercenaria, 10028 nucleotides. Its product is annotated as protein mono-ADP-ribosyltransferase PARP14-like. The record is from RefSeq and is a predicted model, not a curated record. Gene Ontology annotation, molecular function: transcription corepressor activity; NAD+ poly-ADP-ribosyltransferase activity. NCBI's taxonomy places the organism in Eukaryota, Metazoa, Mollusca, Bivalvia, Venerida, Veneridae. Gene Ontology annotation, biological process: negative regulation of gene expression. The transcript is spliced from 20 exons. The annotation marks the transcript as partial. Gene Ontology annotation, cellular component: cytoplasm; nucleus.